Anopheles stephensi (Asian malaria mosquito) is the source of this 1512-nucleotide messenger RNA. RefSeq names its product DDB1- and CUL4-associated factor 13. The coding region runs from base 119 to 1456 and encodes 445 amino acids. The record is from RefSeq and is a predicted model, not a curated record. The transcript has a single exon. Gene Ontology annotation, molecular function: protein binding. Lineage: Eukaryota; Metazoa; Arthropoda; Insecta; Diptera; Culicidae. Gene Ontology annotation, cellular component: nucleolus; small-subunit processome. Gene Ontology annotation, biological process: maturation of SSU-rRNA from tricistronic rRNA transcript (SSU-rRNA, 5.8S rRNA, LSU-rRNA).
CAUAGACCUCGGUUGAAAUUGUCACUUCGGUUCUCGUGUUGUGACAUGGUGUCGAACACAAACCACGAGUUAUUGUUAAAGGUACGGCGCAAUCAAUUCUUGUGCUAAUAUAUGAAAAAUGAAAGUUAAAGUGAUCACAAGGAAUCCGGACAAGUAUGUCCGCGAAACGAAGCAAGACAUUCACAAAUGUUUUCGCAAUUACAACCGCGAAUUACACCCGUUCCAAAGCACCCGAGAGUACGUACGUGCUUUGAAUGCUACCAAACUGGAACGUGUUUUUGCGAAGCCGUUCGUCGGGAAUCUGGAUGGACAUCGGGAUGGCAUUGCCGUAAUGGCGAAGAGUUAUUCCAACCUAGCGCUCAUUGCAAGCGGCUCAUACGACGGCGUGGUGAAGAUAUGGUAUGUGGCAAACAAAAAGUGUUUAGCGAGCAUCAAUGCUCACGCUGGCUACUGCCGGGGAAUUGCGUUCUGCGACGACGGAAGCAGAAUACUCACCAUUGGAGAUGAUAAAAAGAUAAUGACAUGGAGCUGCGACUUUGAUCAAGAGCACGAACCACCCAAGCCAACUAAUAUGAUCAUAACGAAAACGGUGCUAGCCUCUCUGACGCACAGUUUCGAUGGUCCGUGGUACGCAACCAGUGGUGAAACCUGCCACAUAUGGGACGAAAGCCGCAAUGAACCGCUGAAGGAGCUGAAGUGGGGCGUCGAUUUGCUGCAAGAUAUCAAGUACAACCCAAUAGAAACAUCCCUUCUCGCAGCUUGCGGUUCUGAUCGCGGGAUCAUUCUAUACGACCAGCGUGAAACGAAACCUGUUCGGAAGAUAGUAAUGACGUUGCGCUCGAAUCAGCUUUCAUGGAAUCCUAUGCAAGCGUUCCAUUUCACCGUGGCCAAUGAGGACCACAAUCUGUACACCUAUGACACCCGUCAGCUAACGCACCCUUUAAAAAUACAUCACGGCCACGUCGGUUCCGCGACAUCGGUCGAUUAUGCUCCCACCGGCCUGGAAUUUGUGUCCGGAAGCUACGAUAAAACCAUCCGCAUAUUUGAUGCUGCAAAGGCAAACAGCAGGGAAGUGUACCACACGAAACGAAUGCAGCAUGUAACUUGUGUCAACUGGAGCAUGGAUAAUAAGUUCAUAUUCUCCGGUUCCGAUGAAAUGAAUGUUCGCGUAUGGAAAGCAAACGCGUCAGAAAAACUUGGCGCGCUACAGACACGCGAAAAGAAUGCUUUCCGCUACAACACGGUGCUCAAGGAGAAGUAUGCUGCACAUCCAUCGAUCCGGCGCAUAGCUCAACACCGGCAGGUGCCUAAAAUGGUGUACAACGAGCAGACGAAACACCGUGCUGUCAAGCAAAGCGAGAAAAGAAAGGAAGAAAACAGACGACAAAACUCGAAACCCGGCACCGUACCGUACGUACCAGAAGCAAAGAAGAAAGUUGUCAGCACAGAGCAGUAGUACAAAUGCUGUCGCAUACGUUCGAUUAAUAAAACUGUGUUGUAAAUUUACUUUAA